Neurospora tetraspora is the source of this 864-nucleotide messenger RNA. Its product is annotated as concanavalin A-like lectin/glucanase domain-containing protein. The record is from RefSeq and is a predicted model, not a curated record. Lineage: Eukaryota; Fungi; Ascomycota; Sordariomycetes; Sordariales; Sordariaceae. Gene Ontology annotation, molecular function: hydrolase activity, hydrolyzing O-glycosyl compounds. Gene Ontology annotation, biological process: carbohydrate metabolic process. Bases 1 to 864 code for a protein of 287 amino acids. The transcript is spliced from 2 exons.
AUGCGUUUCGAUUCAUCCAUCUUCCUCCUCCCCUUCCUCCCCACGCUGGUCUCAGCCUGGUACCCUCCCACACUCCAGGGUUACAACCUGGUCUGGUACGACCAGUUUGAAGGCAACUCUGCAACCUUGCCCAACACGGGUCGGUGGAACAUCAUCAACGGCAAGCUCAACGUCAACAACGAGCUCGAGACAUACUCCUCCUCCACCAGAACCGUCCAGGUCAGCGGCGGCUACACCCUCCAGAUCGUCCCCUGGCGCCAGCAGAACGGCAAUGGCGACUGGAUCUCCGGCCGCAUCGAGUCCACCUACACCUUCACGCCCCAAGCCGGCAAGAAGACCGUCGCCCAGGCCGACAUCCGCUUCGGCAGCAACCCGACCAACACCAAGGCCGGGAUCUGGCCGGCCUUCUGGCUGCUAGGCCAAGAGCUGCGGACAGGCGGUAGCUGGCCCGCCUGCGGCGAGCUCGACAUCCUUGAGACCGUCAACGGCGACUUGAGGGGUUACGGAACCCUCCACUGCGGAACCAAUCCCGGCGGGCCUUGCAAUGAGCCGACGGGUAAGGGGGCUAGUACCGUGAUCCCGAACCAGGACUGGCAUACGUGGAAGAUCGAGUGGGAUCGCACGUCGGGCGACUGGUAUACUUCCAAGAUUACCUGGUACAUGGACGGGGUCAAGUUCCAUGAGGUUUCGGGACAGUCGCUCAAUGACUGGACGGCGUUUGACAAGAUUAGCAACAAGCCGUUGUUCUUUAUUUUGAAUGUGGCUGUUGGUGGGAAUUGGCCCGGUUACCCGAACGGUAACACUCAGGAUGGGUAUGGGUCGAUGAUGGAGGUUGGUUAUGUCGCUCAUUACGUCUCUUACUGA